AUGAUCAAAGCCAACUUGCAAUGCGAAUUUCACAUCAUCGCGUUUUGGUUUCUUCUUAUUACGCAUGUGUAUCUGAUUCGGAGUUGUGAACCUCCAUGGACGCAAUCGAAUUGCAAACCACAUUGGAUUGAGCAUUCUGGACUACCGCAAGAUUUGAAAACAGCGUCCGAAAUAUCACUAAAUGGUGUAUCGAAGUUGGUGGAAGACAAUCUAUUCACCAUAGGAUCUCCGGGUUUCGGUUGCCUUAAUAAUGAGUCGUGUUGGACUUAUGGUUGGGAACUGCUCAGCUACACUGGACCGUGGACGUUAAAUGGUGUAACCGAGGUUUACGCCUGUUGUGUCAUUUUUCCAUUCUUUGUUGAAUUACCUUACAUUAUAUUGUACCCAUCCGACGCAUGUACAGAACUCCACUUGUAA
This is a messenger RNA of Fasciola hepatica (liver fluke), 417 nucleotides long. NCBI's taxonomy places the organism in Eukaryota, Metazoa, Platyhelminthes, Trematoda, Plagiorchiida, Fasciolidae. The record is from the annotation of a GenBank genome assembly.